CUCCAGAGCUCCCUGGAGUGGGAGGCUAUAUUGCCUGGCACUGAGCGAGGCACGGACUCUGGGACCUCAGCCCCGACGACUCUGGACACGGACCGUGCGCAGACACCCAGGGAAUUCCGAGCAGAGGAAGGGCCCGACAUGUGAAGGACGUGGGGUGAGGGGAGCGAGGAACCUGCGGAUCCCGGGAUUGCUGACACAGUAGCUGACAGACGAAGGGAGAGUUGGACUCAUUGAGGCCUAGGGAGACCCUCACACCAUCUCCCCGCCCGGCGCAGAGAGGAAUCCGUGGCUGUGCUGCGGAACCAGAGAGAGAGGAGGCCGACAGCGAUUCACCCUCACCAUGACGAGUUGCCGCCAUCACUCAGGAUACUUGGCAGACGAUGAGGCCGGCCACACCACUUACGUGGCCCGGCCGCCUAAGAAGCCACUGUUCCUGGAAAUGGGACAAGUCUCCAAGCUGGGCCACAUGCCACACCCACCAUCGAGGUACACUCUCACAGACAGUUCAGGGCUCCGUGGCCACCAACAAAACCCAAGGGACCCUCGGCCCUUUGGUAGCUUCCUGGAUUUCCUUGUCAAAGGCCAGGUGCUGGACAGCCUACAGACGGUGGUGGAGGAGGCCACUGAGCGCAUGACCACCAUGAAGACAGAGGCUGGAGUGCCACUGGUGGAGGUGCAGGACCCAAUAGAGGUACCAAGGGGUAGGAGGCGGGUACGUGCCCAGCCUAGCCUCAGUACCAUGCACCGGCACCGUGUCCGGCCCAGCCUCUGCAUUGGAUGUCCCAACAACUACCCAUCCUGCUCCAGCUCCAUGUCUGACUCCCAUAGCAGCCUCACAGCUGGCUGGCUGGGAUCCCACAACCAGGACAGUGACCUGGGCACCCGUGGCAUGGGCUCACUGCCACCUAUGAGGGACAAACUUUUGCUGGAGAAGAACCUCAAAAGGCUGCUGAAGCUGGAGAACAGAGGGAAAGGCCUGGAUCAGUCCUGCUUCCAGAGGGACUCCCUGCUGUGGGAUUCACUGGACAGCCAUGCCAGCAUCCAGUGGACCCGGGAGCCACCUCUGUCCUCAUUCUCAGGCCAGCUGGGCUCAAGCUCAGGCACACCUCAAACAUCAGAGCUGGGCCCUGGAGAACAGGAACUGAUCUGCCUCAAACAAGAGUUUAAUAAGGAGAUCAAGUCAUUGUUGAGCCAGCCAGCAUCCUUUGACCUGCCUGGCUACUGUUCAUUCCGUGAGCCCCAUCGGACUCUGGACUUUCUGGCUGAGCACCAGCUCUUCCCUGCCCUGCAGAGUGUGGUCAGCCAGGCUGUGGACAAGCUCCGUGGUGCCCGCCGCCAUGAUGGCUGCCCUCUCUUCCCAUCAGAAUGGGAGCCCGCAACAGAGCCCAACUCUGACUCCAUGCCAGGCUCCAAGCUAGCCACACCCACUGAUGAGGAGGAGCCCUAUGAUAUGCUACCCACCAGAACCUCCAGCCCCAAGAUGGCUCGCAGAAAGAGCACCAAGGGCAGAGGACAGGCCAAGCCCAAGGAAGGUGGUUCCCCCAUGUCCAGUGCCCAAGUGGCCACCAGACUCAGGCUCAAGAGCCCCAGUUACAAGUUCAUGAAGAAGAAGCCACUGCCCUCCAUCUCAUCCAAGUCUACCAUAUCCCACCUCUCCAACCCCUUGUACCAGGAGCUCAUCAACUACUUGGUGGAGCAGGCUGUGUCCUUGCUCAUCUGCAAGUACAAAUUCGAGAAGAACCUUUCCAAGCAGCUAGGCUUCAUCUCAUUCCCUGUCACCGAGACGCUCGUGGACCUCCUCCUGGGCUUCAAGAAAGUGAAGGGCUCUCACAUCUGCCUGUCCUCAAAGAUCAACUGGAGCUGCCUGUUGCGCAAGCUGGAGGAGGCAGAGUGGGCCCGACAGCUGUCUAGACAAGGGUCCCAGCGCGACUCCCACCGCGGCACCGCCCACCGCAGCACUGCCCACCAGGGGGCGCCCCGGAGCAACACGGAGUCCCCCUCCACGCUGCCUGAGCCGUCCACCCAAAAGAAUCAGGAGGAGGACACAGAGCCCACUCUCCACAGUGAGUUGCUGGACCCUCAGCUCCUCCCAGCUCAGGAGGAUACUACACUCGAGGAGAAGGAGCCCAAGAUCCAGGAGGAGCCCAGGCCCUUCAUGUUCACUGGCACAGACAGGGGCUCCGAUCUGUGUCAGGAAGUUGUAGACAUGGACAGUCAAGGUGAUGAGGAGGAAGAGGACGAGGACAAGAAUGAUGACUUCUUUGGGGACAAGGGCAAACCCCAGAGCUCUCCCGAGUCUCAAGUGGAGGCCGAUGUCAGCAGUGACUCCAGAGAUGUGGGCCACAGUCACGCUCCGUGAGGCCUAUGAGUUGCACCCAGUGCUUGAUUCCCUGCUCCUCCUCUUGCUCCAAUGGAGUGCUACCCCCCCACCCCCCGCCACACCGGCCCUUGCCCUGAGCAGAGGUCAGGGUGGUCUGAAUGCCCACGAGGAGCUCUGCUGGCCUAUCAGGAAAGCCAGAGGGAGAAAUAAAGUCUGUGUUGAUGGA
Prionailurus viverrinus (fishing cat) is the source of this 2546-nucleotide messenger RNA. It is a transcript of the gene CCDC116, whose product is annotated as coiled-coil domain containing 116. The record is from RefSeq and is a predicted model, not a curated record. Lineage: Eukaryota; Metazoa; Chordata; Mammalia; Carnivora; Felidae. Gene Ontology annotation, cellular component: centrosome. The transcript is spliced from 5 exons. The coding region runs from base 341 to 2359 and encodes 672 amino acids.